This is a messenger RNA of Rhizopus microsporus ATCC 52813, 1218 nucleotides long. Its product is annotated as origin recognition complex subunit 2. The transcript has a single exon. The record is from RefSeq and is a predicted model, not a curated record. Gene Ontology annotation, biological process: DNA replication. The coding region runs from base 1 to 1218 and encodes 405 amino acids. Gene Ontology annotation, cellular component: nucleus; nuclear origin of replication recognition complex. Lineage: Eukaryota; Fungi; Mucoromycota; Mucoromycetes; Mucorales; Rhizopodaceae. Gene Ontology annotation, molecular function: DNA replication origin binding.
AUGAAACGAAAGCAACUAGAGGAAGAAUACAGCGCAAGCACAAAAUCAGAUUUUUCGAAAAAGCGUAGGAUUCAGAGACAGCUAGAACUGCUAAAAGACGACCAAAAGAGCUCGGAUGAAGGUCAAUCGUCAUCAGACGAAGAAGAGGACGAAGAAGUAAAGAGUAAAGAGCGUGGCGGUGAUACAACGGAGGGAUACGAAAGGUACUUUUUGGACCUUCACGGCAAGGCACAGACAUCCAACAACACAUUAUCCAAGCUACAAGUACUCGAACCACACGAAUUUCAUUUGAUAUUACAAAAGACACAAAAGAAGCAUCGAUCAGAGAUGCAUACUUUAUUUGAAAUGCAAAAGCAGCAUUUUUCACAAUGGUACUUUGAGCUUCACUCUGGAUUUAACCUUAUUUUCUAUGGUUACGGCUCAAAACGAAACCUCUUGAACGAGUUUGCACAAACAGCAUUAACAAAUGGGCCUCUAGUCGUCAUCAACGGCUUCUUUCCCUCCAUCUCUAUCAAAGAUAUCUUACUUAAAAUCACAGCAGGUGCAUUAGGAGUACAGGUACCAACAGGACAAAUACAAGAUCAUGUCGCGUAUAUUUGCAACUAUUUCUCUCGAGAGGACCGAGAAUACGACAGUCUUUACAUCGUCAUUCAUAAUCUGGAUGGACCUAACCUUCGUAAUGAACGAACGCAAACAGCCCUUUCUAUGCUUGCCAGUGCAAACAAUAUACAUCUUGUUGUGUCUGUGGAUCAUAUCAAUGCAGGUCUUUUAUGGGAUAAUGUUAAAUCAAGUCGGUUUAAUUGGAUAUGGCAUGACGCCACUACGUUUGAUGAUUAUCUAGUAGAGACUAGUUUUGAGAAUUCACUAUUGAUUCGAUCAAGUGAACUAGGUGGUGCACGCGGUGCCAAAUACGUGCUAGAUUCAUUAACAACAAACGCUCGUGGAGUGUUCAAGAUAUUGGCAGAGCAUCAGUUAAUGGAGAUGGAAAUUGCCAAUAUGGACGGUAAAGGAAAUGAAUCGGUUGGUCUUAGCUAUGGACAAUAUUAUCAAAAGUGUCGAGAAGGAUUCUUUGUAUCAAGUGAUCUAGCCUUACGCACAGAGCUGACAGAGUUUAGAGAUCAUAAAUUGAUCUCUAGUAAAAAGGCAAUGGAUGGUACAGAACUAUUUUUUAUACCACUAGACAAGUCUACGUUGCUGCAUAUCUUGGAACAGAUGUAG